This is a messenger RNA of Pogona vitticeps (central bearded dragon), 1431 nucleotides long. The record is from RefSeq and is a predicted model, not a curated record. NCBI's taxonomy places the organism in Eukaryota, Metazoa, Chordata, Lepidosauria, Squamata, Agamidae.
AUGACUUAUCAAAAUACUUUGAACCUUAUUUCUCGGCAUACGAAGACUGUUCCCAACUAUAGCUGUGGUGUACGGAAAAAUCUGAUAGCUGCCAUCGGGGGUCUUGACUCUGAAAUCUCCCUCCACAUGGCUACCAUCUUAGGCCUCUACAAGAUUCCACAGCUUCUCGCUUUCCUGAAGACCAUAACGUUCAACAACACUGCUGGGGACCAGGUGCUUUUCAAUGAGAAUGGCGAAUUACAAGCUGGCUUUGAUAUUAUCAACUGGGUAAUCUUUCCAAAUAAAUCUUUCUCAAGAGUAAAAGUUGGGAGCAUGGAUCCUCAAGCUCCACAAGGCAAACAGUUCUCCAUUAAUGAGAAGACCAUUGAGUGGCCUCAAGGAUUUAACCACGUUAUGCCCUCUGCUUUGUGUAAUGACCCCUGUGAUCCAGGUACUAGUAAGCAAAAGAAAGAAGAGGAACCAUUUUGUUGCUAUGAUUGUGUUCCAUGCCCGGAAGGAAAGAUGACAAAUGAGACAGAUAUGAACGACUGUUUCGAAUGCCCAGAAGGUAAUUAUCCAAACAAGGAGAAAACACAUUGCCUCCAAAAAUAUCUAAACUUCUUGUCUUAUGGUGAACCUUUGGGCAUGAGUGUGGCUCUUCUGGCUUUUGGGCUUUCUGCAAUGACAGCUUUGGUGCUCGGAGUCUUUAUCAAGCAUCGGAACACGCCCAUCGUCAAAGCCAACAACCAGACCCUCACCUACACUUUGCUCAUCUCCCUCUUACUCUGCUUCCUCUGUUCCUUCCUUUUCAUCGGCCAACCCAAUAUGCUUUCCUGCUAUUUAAGGCAAACUGCUUUUGGAAUCAUCUUCUCAGUAGCCAUUUCUUCUGUCCUAGCAAAAACUAUCCUUGUAAUUCUAGCUUUCAUGGCCACUAAGCCAGGAACACAGAUAAGAAAAUGGGUGGGGAAAAGACUGGCAUAUUCUAUUGUUUUCUGCUGCACAUUUAUCCAAGCAAGUAUUUGUGUAAUAUGGCUAUAUAUUGAUGCUCCAUUCCCACAGCUGGACAAGCACUCUUUGCCGAAAGAAAUCCUAGUGAAAUGUAACGAAGGAAAGGCCAAUAUGUUUUAUUAUGUUCUCGGCUACAUGGCGUUUCUGGCUCUCCUGAGUUUCAUUGUUGCUUUCUUUGCUCGGAAACUGCCAGACACAUUUAAUGAAGCCAAGUUUAUCACCUUCAGCAUGUUGGUCUUUUGCAGUGUGUGGGUGUCUUUUGUACCAACCUACCUGAGCACCAAAGGGAAAUACAUGGUGGCUGUGGAGAUCUUCUCGAUCUUGGCCUCCAGCACUGGAUUACUCUGUUUCAUCUUCUUCCCCAAGAUGUAUAUAAUUGUCUUGAGGCCUGAAUUGAACAACAAAGAACAACUAGUACGGCAUGAUAAGGAAAGAAGUACUUGA